UGUUGAGGAAGGUUUUAAAAUCGUAAUGGAAAAUAUUCCGCAAAUUGUUCCGAUAAAUCCCGAAACAAAUGAAAUCUCCUUACCCUACGAAUUGGAAAACGAAACUCACUCCUUGGACCAAACACUGAAAACGUUAAUAAAUAUUGAGACAAAUGAUAUUGAAAUCUUAAGCAUCAGCAAAUCACAGCCUCUCGAUGAAGAAAAUCUAUACCCAAUUACGAUAAAUACUAUGGAAGUCACAAUACCAUUUGACGAGGAAAAUUUGCAUACUACAUCUGAAGAACUAAACAGCGUCGACAUGGUUGUCCAUGAAAAUGACGAAUUAGAAAGCUCCGAUGCGGACGACGAUCAGGAAUACAUUCCCAACCAGGAAGAGGUAGGCACUGAUGAAAAUAAAAACGAAACUUCUGACAGCCGGAAAAGAAAAACCAAGAAUAUUAUUAAACAUCAAAAUGUGCAUUACGGUAAUGAACAUUCGGACGAAAACAGUGAUGAAAAGAACCAAGAACAAAAUUUCACUUUAAAGAAAAAAAAAAGAAAAACAAAAAAGCGGAAAGGAAAAAACUGA
Psylliodes chrysocephalus is the source of this 568-nucleotide messenger RNA. The record is from the annotation of a GenBank genome assembly. NCBI's taxonomy places the organism in Eukaryota, Metazoa, Arthropoda, Insecta, Coleoptera, Chrysomelidae.